AUGCAUUUCACGUCUCUCGUUGUGGCCGCUCUGUUGAGCGUUGCCCAAGCCGUCAAUGUCCACGUCGUCGCCGUGGGCAAGAACCCCAUGAACAACCAGACGGGCAUCAAGUUCUACCCGGAGAAGCUCACCGCCAAGGCGGGCGACAUGGUGCAGUUCCAGUUCCACGCCGGCAACCACACCGUAACGCAGUCCAACUUUGACCGCCCCUGCGUGCCCCUAUCGACGAGCAACUCGAGCGCCGUCGGCGUCUGGUCGUCCUUUAUGCCCGCCGCCGCCAGCGCCGCCAAGGGCCAGAUCCCCGUCUUCACCAUGAUGGUCAACGACACCAAGCCCAUCUGGCUCUUCUGCAGCCAGGGCCUGCACUGCCAGGAGGGCAUGGUCAUGGUCAUCAACGAGAACAUCCAGGCCAACGCCUCCCGCUCCCUCGACAACUACAAGAAGAUUGCCACCACCGCCGAGAAGGGCAACAUUGAGAUUCCCGGCGGCGGCAGCGGCGGCAACGGCGGCGGCAACGGUGGUGGCAACGGCAACAACGGUGGCGGCAGCAGAACCAGCCCUGGCGGCGUCGGCGGCUCGCCCAGCGGGACCCAGAGCCCGGUGACGUCGGCGCCCAUCAGCGCUGCCGCUCUCCCCAGCUUCCAUCCCUCGACGGCUCUGCUGCUCAUCGGCGCUGCCUUUAUGCUUCUGUAG
Purpureocillium takamizusanense is the source of this 693-nucleotide messenger RNA. RefSeq lists its product as uncharacterized. The transcript is spliced from 2 exons. The record is from RefSeq and is a predicted model, not a curated record. NCBI's taxonomy places the organism in Eukaryota, Fungi, Ascomycota, Sordariomycetes, Hypocreales, Ophiocordycipitaceae. The coding region runs from base 1 to 693 and encodes 230 amino acids.